Molecule: messenger RNA, 2101 nt
Organism: Gadus morhua (Atlantic cod)
Lineage: Eukaryota; Metazoa; Chordata; Actinopteri; Gadiformes; Gadidae
Gene: ppcs
Product: phosphopantothenoylcysteine synthetase
Exons: 4
Coding region: 947-1900 (317 amino acids)
Source: RefSeq, a predicted model, not a curated record
UCUUUCAACUGAUGGUGGAGGUGCUGGAGCUGUUCUCGGAAGACGCGAAGCGCCCGAAGUAACCUAAUUAAACCAUCAAACUGAACACUUUUUAACGGCCAUGAUAUUGGAUUAUACCCAAAUAGGAUAGGAGAUCGUCCCAAGAGAACGAACAUGCUUUCAAAUGCAGGAUUCGUCGUUGGAUAAUCGAAACGCGAAACGGUUACCCGAACCUAUAUAUAACUAACAGGAACGUUUAGCAAUACAAUUUAAGUAUUUUGACAAAAGUGUUAUUGUGUAUAAUGUCUGAUGCAUGACAUAGAUUAGAAGUCAGUCAUGCAGAAAUCACAGAAUCAAAUAGCAAUCUCAAAAGCCUAGUAUGUUAUUGAUCCCAGCAGCUCUAUAAGGCACUGACAGUGUUUGCAAUACUAAAAUACUGUCAGUUCUACGUACGUAGAGCAAUGUUACGAUUUCAUAGAGGGACACAAUGAAAUAAGGAAGUAGAUAUACAGACAAAAUAGGUUUAAAACAAUAAAUAACCACCAGAGAUACCACUAAGGCUAAAUCAAUUAUACGGAAAUGUGAUAACUGCCAGGCAUACAGAAGAUUCAGUUGAUCACGAUUCAACGGAUAGAGGUUGAGAAAUUAAGAAAAAAACUUUGACAAAUAAAAUGAUUCAUUUAUACACAGUGGAACUAUGUUGUUGGAACAGGGAAACAAGUGAUGGGCCUGGUUCAUAAUGCUCAUAGUAGAUAUGACACUUGAAGAAGAAAUAUGAGUCAAUCGUCAAGAAGAGGGCGCAAUUGCAACUAUCUGGAUACCAAGCGCCCUUAAAGAAAGAAAGAAGAAGAGUAAUACACAUUUGGGAAGUCAGGAAGUUUGGUCGCAAUUGGUUUUAGAUAAGGACUCAAAGUCCACACCGUGUCGUUUAGUGCGAGCCCGUGCAUAGUCCGAGCAAUCGGCAGGAAUGGCUAAGCUCAGGGCAGCUUCCAUAGAUGGAAAGCUAUCUCAGGAGUUUGCAGUUCCCUCUCACGUCGAUGAUGUGAAAGAGCUGAUGUCUGCCUUUGCUGAGCUCCACGGAUCUGCCGGUCGCAAGGUGGUUCUUAUCACAUCCGGUGGCACCAAAGUCCCCCUGGAGUCCCGCACCGUUCGCUUUCUUGAUAACUUCAGCAGUGGUCGUCGAGGAUCUUCCUCUGCGGAGUACUUCCUUGACUCCGGCUAUGCGGUGAUCUUCUUAUACAGACACCGCUCACUGUACCCCUACACACGCCUUUACUCCGGAAUAAACCUACUCGAUACUCUACAGCAGGGAAGUGGUUCUGACCAAGUGGUAGUCAACCAGGAGAAGCUUCCCAAAAUAGACAAAGUGCUGAAACGUUAUCAGCAGGUGAAAAAAGAAGGACUUCUUCUGCCUGUCGAGUUCAGCACACUGUCCGAAUACCUUCACCUCCUGAAAGCAUCAGCUCAGGUUCUAUGCACAUUAGGGCCCAAGGCAAUGUUUUAUUUGGCCGCAGCAGUGUCUGACUUCUAUAUCCCAGCAUCUGAUAUGCCUGAACACAAAAUCCAGUCAUCCAAUGGGCCUCUUCAGAUCAGUAUGAAAAUGGUCCCAAAGAUACUGUCCCCGCUGGUGAAGGACUGGGCACCGCGGGCGUUUGUUAUUUCCUUCAAGCUAGAGACUGACAAGUCAAUUUUGUUGGACAAAGCGCGUAAGGCCCUAGAAACCUACAGGCACCAGGCAGUGGUGGCCAACGUGUUGGAUACCAGGCGGGGUUAUGUCGUGGUGGUGACCCCCGACACCUCAGCUGAGCUCAUCCUCACGGACGACGAAGAGAGCAAGGAGGUGGAGAUCGAGGAGAAGAUAGUCAGUAAUCUGACGGGGGCGCACACUCUUUUCAUAUCCAAACAGGAUGGCCCAAGCUAAAUUAUUUUUGGAGUGCAAUGACCUGUUUGUCUGUGCCCCAUUCCACAUAUGGUAUGCAUGAGUAAAUUCACAUCCUGAAUAACUGUUCGCAUCUGUUUAAUGCCAUUGUCUGCCUUUGUACCCAGUCAUUACCAAGUCUUCUGUGAUGUACAAGUAACUGCAUAAUGCCACUGUGAAAUAAAGGUUAUCAGAAAAAGUUUA